Messenger RNA from Arthroderma uncinatum, 1080 nucleotides. RefSeq lists its product as uncharacterized. Gene Ontology annotation, molecular function: protein binding. Bases 1 to 1080 code for a protein of 359 amino acids. The record is from RefSeq and is a predicted model, not a curated record. The transcript has 3 exons. Lineage: Eukaryota; Fungi; Ascomycota; Eurotiomycetes; Onygenales; Arthrodermataceae.
AUGCUGGCCGAACUCCCGACGGAACUGCUGAGAGAGGUUGUCAGUCAUGUGAACCGCGUCGACCAGAAGAGCCUCUGUGAGGUUUGCAAGUAUCUUUGCGAUGCCAUGAGUCCACUGCUGUACAACUCUCUAACGAUCUCGACGACACCAUUAUCGAUUGAUGGCAUAGUUUCCAGGAUUGAACGGAUACCGCUCAAAUGGCUGAAAUAUACCAAGGAUAUAUGUCUUCGCUCUGUUAGCUACAAGGACCGUCUACAACGCUGCAUUUAUCCGCCCUACGAUCCCGCAUCAGAUCCACAAGGUAUCAUUGACCUCGAUCCAUCCAGCAACUUGAUGGUGGCCUUGGAGAUCCUACUCUCGGCUGUACCUAAGGAUGGCCUACGUGCGUUCAGAUGGGAGCUUGGUACAUGCAUACCCAAGGGCCUUCUCUCCGGUGACGGUGGCCCACUAGCCAACCAACAGUGGAUUGAAACGCUUUCCCUUAGAACAGGCUUAUGUGAUGGAGGUAUACCGAUGCAGUACACUGUGGAUUUCGGUCGAUUCCGGCACCUACAAUCCAUCUCUUGGGAUGAGAUGUUUGCAUAUGACACCUAUGAGUCUAUUAGAAAGUGCAUUGCCGUAAACAAGGAGAUCAAGGCCUGGGACCUAGGUCUGGCGUCUUCUUUAUGGCGCAGCAUUAUCCCCCCAUCACAGAAAGAUUUCCGCUUUAGCUUCUUCAUAGAGAAGGUGUUGGAGCUUCAGCCAGGAAUGCAGAAACGAUGUUUCCCUUCUCUCGAAUCACUAUGCUUUCGAGACCUGCCCCUUCGUGGCAUGGAGGCAGAGCUGGCAUACACACUACAGGUGGAGCGUCUGCGUACCUUGAAGCUCUGUUACUGCGCCGGAUCUGUUACUUUUCUGGGAGUUCUUGCGGAGUCCAAGUCGGACCUGAGACUGACAACUCUAGAGGUAUCCUUCUACAAUGUGCAUCCCCGAUAUGAGUUCGAGCCGUUUAAACAUCUCUCCGUGAUUCUUGCAAGAUUCCUUGGGGGAUUCCAAGGCUUAGAGAAUCUAUACCUUAGGCUUCCACAUCUCUUUCUGUAA